ACUGAUUAACAAAUUAACCUCUAAAAUGACGAAUUUGACUUUUACUGAUUGGGUCGAAUCGGAAUUGGAUUUAUUAACAAAUCUUCAGCUGGUUUUGUAAUGAUUCUGAUAAGCAUUCUGAAAAUAAGUUUCUCCGGUUCGUAAUUAUAACACGAUAAGAAAAUAGUACAUAGUUUCAUACAUCAGCAACAUGUUGGUGCCACGAGUUUUAGCGAAAUCUUUCAAUUUGUUCAAUAAAAUAAAAGUGUCCUCUCCACUUGAUAGAAGUAUAAAAAAACUUUUACAUUCGACAACUGUAUUACUUGGAGAACGGAGGUUUACUGAUAAGCAUGAGUGGGUGGAUGUUGAGGGAAAGGUGGGAACAAUAGGAAUAUCCAAAUAUGCUCAAGAAGCACUUGGAGAUGUUGUUUACGCACAGUUACCUGAUAUAGAUUUGGUUGUUAAACAAAAAGACGAAUGUGGGGCACUAGAAAGUGUGAAAGCAGCAAGUGAAAUAUUCAGUCCAGUAUCUGGUAAAAUAGUAGCAAAGAACACAGAAGUAGAAGAAACACCUUCGCUCAUCAACACAUCUUGCUAUGAUAAAGGUUGGUUAUUUAAAGUUGAAUUAUCGGAUGAAGCGGAAAUCAAGAAACUUAUGACUGAAGAACAGUAUACUGAAUUUUUGAAAGCUGAUCAAGAUCAUUGAGUUUUAAUUGAUUAAAUAAAUCUGUGAAUAAUACUCUGUUUUGUAAUUCAUAAGUCAAUAAAUAUAAUGUAUAGCUGUU
Molecule: messenger RNA, 764 nt
Organism: Coccinella septempunctata (seven-spotted ladybird)
Lineage: Eukaryota; Metazoa; Arthropoda; Insecta; Coleoptera; Coccinellidae
Gene: ppl
Product: glycine cleavage system H protein, mitochondrial
Exons: 1
Coding region: 191-685 (164 amino acids)
Biological process (GO): glycine decarboxylation via glycine cleavage system; protein lipoylation
Cellular component (GO): glycine cleavage complex; cytoplasm; mitochondrion
Source: RefSeq, a predicted model, not a curated record